GCCGCCGCCCGCUGCCGCCCGCGAGCUUGGGGAUGGAGUACCGGAGCGGCACGGGCUCGGGAGCAAAGGGCCUGUGGCGACAGGACUCCCAGGAGCCAUGUUGUCAGAAGUCCUGCUAGUAUCUGCUCCAGGGAAAGUCAUCCUUCAUGGAGAGCAUGCCGUGGUCCAUGGCAAGGUGGCACUGGCUGUGGCCUUGAACUUGAGAACAUUCCUCCGGCUUCAGCCCCACAGCAAUGGGAAAGUGGGCCUCAACUUACCCAACAUUGGCAUCAAGCGGGCCUGGGUUGUGGCCAAGCUUCAGAUGCUGGACACCAGCUUUCUGAAGCAAGGUGACGUCACAGCACUCACCCCGGAGCAAGUGGAGAAGCUGAAGGAGGUGGCGGGCUUCCCGGAGGACUGUGCCGACCACGAGCACCUGGCUGUGCUGUCCUUCCUUUACUUGUACCUGUCCAUCUGCCAGAGUCAGAGAGCCCUGCCCAGCCUGGAUGUCACCGUGUGGUCGGAGCUGCCCACCGGGGCCGGCCUCGGCUCCAGUGCCGCCUACUCCGUGUGUUUGGCGGCUGCCCUCCUGACUGCGUGCGAGGAGAUCCCAAACCCGCUGAAGGAUGGCGAGGCCGCCAGCAGGUGGACUGAGGAGAGCUUGGAGCUAAUUAACAAGUGGGCCUUCCAGGGGGAGAGGGUGAUUCAUGGGAACCCCUCCGGAGUGGACAACGCUGUCAGCACCUGGGGAGGAGGGCUCCGAUACCAGAAAGGGAAGAUUUCAUCCUUAAAGAGUGUGGAAACGUCAGCGGCAGGAGUGAAGCCCGUGGCCGGCAGGAGCAGGCCGCCAGCUCUGAAGAUCCUGCUGAUCAACACCAAAGUCCCUCGCAGCACCAAGGCCCUGGUGGCCGGCGUCCGGAGCAGGCUGCUGAAGUUCCCAGAGAUCGUGGCCCCCCUCCUGACCUCCAUAGACGCCAUUUCCCUGGAGUGCGAGCGGGUGCUGGGGGAGAUGGCGGCGGCCCCGGCCCCAGAGCACUACCUCGUGUUGGAGCAGCUGUCACGUGGACAGGGCGGACACAGGACCUCGACCUCAGGCAGGCCAAGCAGGAACAGAGACCUCUCUCCCUCAGGAGCUCAUCGACAUGAACCAGCACCAUCUGAAUGCCCUCGGUGUGGGCCAUGCCUCGCUGGACCGGCUGUGCCAGGUGACCAUGGCCUAUGGACUGCACAGCAAGCUCACUGGCGCGGGCGGCGGGGGCUGUGGCAUCACGCUUCUCAGGCCAGAUCUGGAGCAGCCAGAGGUGGAGGCCAUGAAGCAGGCGCUGACCAGCUGUGGGUUUGACUGCUGGGAAACCAGCAUCGGUGCCCCUGGUGUCUCCAUCCACACGGCCGCCUCCCUGGAUGCCCCUGUCCGGCAAGCCCUGGAUGGCCUCUGAGACGAAACCACCCCGCCACGAAGCCCCUUCCUGGAUUAUUCUGGGCACUGGAGUUGGCCUCUGUGCUGGCCAGUGGGCACCCAGCUCCUGACGCUGACCGGGAGGCCCCCAGCCCCUCUGUGACGCCCCUCCCACUGGCCAUGCCCCCCAGUCCCCGGAG
This is a messenger RNA of Physeter macrocephalus (sperm whale), 1575 nucleotides long. RefSeq names its product mevalonate kinase (gene MVK). Gene Ontology annotation, cellular component: cytosol; cytoplasm. The coding region runs from base 98 to 1321 and encodes 407 amino acids. Gene Ontology annotation, molecular function: mevalonate kinase activity; ATP binding. The transcript is spliced from 12 exons. Gene Ontology annotation, biological process: isopentenyl diphosphate biosynthetic process, mevalonate pathway; cholesterol biosynthetic process; isoprenoid biosynthetic process. Lineage: Eukaryota; Metazoa; Chordata; Mammalia; Artiodactyla; Physeteridae. The record is from RefSeq and is a predicted model, not a curated record.